AUGGGGGAAUCGCAGUACAGAGACCCUCAGCCUCGCUCAGCCCGGGCACGUCGCCAUGCCGGUCCCGGGCUCGCGCUCCCACGAACACUCCGUCCGGAACCAACGUGCGAGGCAAAUGGGGCAGGGGGAGCGAGGCCGGAAACGGACCGCGGGUCGGAAGUGACGCGAGACCCCUCGAGUUUGCUCCGCCCGGUCCCUGCGGUGGGCGCUGUCAUGGCGCACAUCACUAUCAACCAGUACCUGCAGCAGGUAUACGAAGCAAUAGACACCAGAGAUGGGGAAUCCUGUGCAGAGUUGGUGUCUUUCAAGCACCCCCAUGUUGCCAACCCACGGCUUCAGUUGGCCUCUCCGGAAGACAAGUGUCAACAAGUUUUGGAACCCCCUUAUGAUGAAAUGUUUGCAGCUCAUUUAAGGUGCACCUAUGCGGUGGGGAACCACGACUUCAUAGAGGCAUACAAGUGCCAGACUGUCAUCGUCCAAUCAUUCCUGCGGGCAUUUCAGGCCCACAAAGAAGAAAACUGGGCUCUACCUGUUAUGUAUGCAGUAGCACUUGACCUUCGAGUAUUUGCCAAUAAUGCAGAUCAGCAGUUGGUUAAGAAAGGAAAAGGCAAAGUUGGGGACAUGCUAGAAAAAGCAGCUGAACUGUUGAUGAGCUGUUUCCGCGUCUGUGCCAGCGACACUCGUGCUGGUAUAGAGGAUUCUAAGAAGUGGGGGAUGCUGUUUCUGGUGAAUCAGUUAUUCAAGAUCUACUUUAAGAUCAACAAACUCCAUUUGUGUAAACCUCUCAUCAGAGCCAUUGACAGCUCGAACCUGAAAGACGAUUACAGCACAGCACAGAGGGUGACGUACAGGUACUAUGUUGGGCGCAAGGCCAUGUUCGAUAGUGACUUUAAGCAAGCGGAGGAGUACCUGUCCUUUGCUUUUGAGCACUGCCACCGUUUAAGUCAGAAGAACAAAAGGAUGAUUCUGAUAUAUUUACUGCCAGUGAAAAUGCUAUUGGGUCAUAUGCCAACCAUUGAGCUUUUGAAAAAGUAUCAUCUCAUGCAGUUUGCCGAAGUAACCAAAGCUGUAAGCGAAGGCAACCUCCUCCUCCUGAACGAGGCCCUGACGAAGCACGAGACCUUCUUCAUUCGCUGUGGCAUCUUCCUCAUCCUUGAGAAGCUAAAGAUCAUUACCUACAGGAAUCUUUUUAAAAAAGUGUACUUGCUACUCAAAACACACCAGUUGUCUCUGGAUGCUUUUCUAGUUGCCUUGAAAUUCAUGCAAGUGGAAGACGUGGACAUCGACGAAGUCCAGUGUAUUUUGGCCAACCUGAUAUACAUGGGUCACAUCAAAGGCUAUAUAUCACACCAGCAUCAGAAGCUAGUGGUUAGCAAGCAAAACCCAUUUCCUCCGCUGUCUACGGUGUGUUGAACAUGUAAACAGUCCUGAGAAGGAGUGUGUUCCUCUAGUUUUUAUCAUACUGAUGAACUCAGUACUUGGCCGUGAUGUUAUUUUCUACAGCAGGAAUUUCUCUGGGGCUCUUUUCCCAGGGAUGUUGAGUCUGUGUUUGCCGGCAUACACAGAUGCCUUGAAGUUCCCUCAUCACUGAACUAACGUCAACCUCACAGAGACUUGGAAUUCCUUUUUCAGACGUAGCAGACACCUCCUUUGGCUCUGGAGUGUUGCUGAAACCUCUGUGAAGGAGGCUCUGUCCCCAAGGCAGCUACAGUUUACUUCUCAUAAGAGUUAUUCAUAAAUACAUCUUUGUAACUUUUUAUAUUAUUUGUUCUAUAAAAAAGGCUUUCCGAAUUUA
This is a messenger RNA of Phyllostomus hastatus (greater spear-nosed bat), 1795 nucleotides long. RefSeq names its product PCI domain containing 2 (gene PCID2). Gene Ontology annotation, biological process: post-transcriptional tethering of RNA polymerase II gene DNA at nuclear periphery; transcription elongation by RNA polymerase II; poly(A)+ mRNA export from nucleus. The record is from RefSeq and is a predicted model, not a curated record. The transcript is spliced from 14 exons. The coding region runs from base 1 to 1413 and encodes 470 amino acids. Gene Ontology annotation, cellular component: transcription export complex 2. Gene Ontology annotation, molecular function: RNA binding; double-stranded DNA binding. NCBI's taxonomy places the organism in Eukaryota, Metazoa, Chordata, Mammalia, Chiroptera, Phyllostomidae.